Molecule: messenger RNA, 2333 nt
Organism: Talpa occidentalis (Iberian mole)
Lineage: Eukaryota; Metazoa; Chordata; Mammalia; Eulipotyphla; Talpidae
Product: CASP8 and FADD-like apoptosis regulator
Biological process (GO): negative regulation of extrinsic apoptotic signaling pathway via death domain receptors; proteolysis
Molecular function (GO): protein binding; cysteine-type endopeptidase activity
Source: RefSeq, a predicted model, not a curated record
UCACUAAGCUUAGGAAAGGAGAAGGCCGGGGUGAUCGAGGCGACCCCAGGCGGGCGUGACAGGAAAGCAGCACGCCAGUUUUCAGCUUUCGGUUUCUUGGCCUCCAUUGUUGCCAGCGUUUUUCAGGCGCGCAGGGCAGUGACGCCUGAUCAGGUCGCCGCAGACGGAGCCUCGCGGCGGGCUGGACGUUGGGUCAGCAGUAUUUCGGACUAAAAUUUUCCAGGGCGAGAGUUCAGGUCAUGUUCGGCGGGAGUGGGUGCCGAUCCGACCGAGAUCCUGCGGAGGAACCGACUGCUGGCACCGGCAACUGACACAUUCUACUUUGGAAAGAAUUCUAAAAGAAAUGAAGACAGCCAGCAGCAAUGAAAUUGGUAGCCUCAUCACCUUCUGUUGACUGGACUGGAGUUUUAUUCCUGCAAUUCCUGGGAAUGACACUGCCCAGGAUGUCUGCGGAGGUCAUCCAUCAGGUUGAAGAGGCACUUGAUGAAGAUGAGAAGGAGAUGCUACUUUUUUUGUGCCGUGAUGUUGCUACAGACGCAGCGCCACCGAAUGUCAGGGACCUUCUGGAUAUUUUAAGUGAGAGGGGCAAACUAUCUGUGGUGGACUUGGCCGAGCUUCUCUACAGAGUGAGACGUUUUGACUUGCUUAAGCGGAUCUUGAAGAUGGACAAAAAGGCAGUGGAGGCCCACCUGCUCAGACACCCCCAUCUCAUUUCGGACUACAGGGUGCUGAUGACAGAAAUUGGUGAUAAUUUGGAUAAAUCUGAUGUGUCCUCAUUAAUUUUCCUCAUGAGGGAUUAUAUGGGCCGGGGCAAGACAGCCAAGGAUAAGAGUUUCUUGGAUCUUGUGAUUGAAAUGGAGAAACUGAACCUACUUGCUCCAGAUCAAUUGGACUUACUGGAAAAAUGUUUAAAGAACAUCCACAGAAUAGACCUCAAGACAAAGAUCCAGAAUUACAAACAGUCUGCUCAAAAAACGGAAAACAGUUAUAUAAAUGCUCUCCAGGCACCUGUCCCAAACUUGAAUCUUAAGGAUCCUUCAUAUAACUUAAGGCUCCAGAAUGGGAGAAGUAGAGAACAAAGACUCAUUGUGGAACAACUUCAAAGAGAACCAGUGAAGAAAUCUAUUCAGGAAUCAGGAGCAUUUCUGUCUCAGGUGCCUCAGAAUAUACCAGAGGAGAGAUACAGGAUGCAGAGCAAUCCCCUAGGCAUCUGCCUUAUCAUCGACUGCAUUGGCAAUGACACAGAGGUUCUUCGGGACACCUUCGCUUCCCUGGGCUAUCAAGUCCAGUAUUUCCUCUAUCAAAGUGUGAGAAACAUAAUCCAAAUCCUCCACAAAGUUGCCCGUAUGCCGCAACACCAGUACUACGACAGCUUCGUGUGUGUGCUGGUGAGCCGAGGGUGCUCCCAGAGCGUGUUUGGAGUGGAUGACGCUCACUCGGGGUUCUCUUUGGAGCAGAUCAGGAGGAUGUUCAUGGACGCAUGUCCUUCCCUCUUAGGGAAGCCAAAACUCUUUUUUAUUCAGAACUACGUGGUUUCAGAGAGGCAGCAGGAGGACAACAGCCUCCUGGAAGUGGACAGCCCAGCAGUGAAUAAUGCAGAAGCCACGGACAGGCAGCCCGGGCCAUGCACAGUUCACCGGGAAGCUGACUUCUUCUGGAGCCUGUGCAGAGCGGACGUGUUCCUGCUGGAGCGGGCCUCCACCGCGUCCUCGGUGUACCUGCAGUACCUCUCCCAGAAACUGGGGCAAGAAAGCAAACGCCCUCUCCUGGAUCUCCAUCUUGAACUGAAUGACCGCGUGUAUGAUUGGAACAGCAGAGUGUCUGCUAAGGAGAAGUACUGUGUUUGGCUGCAACACACUCUGAGAAAGAAACUCAUUCUUUCUUACAAAUGAAAUACUGAAAGCUCUCUUAAGCCCUGCUCUGCCCCUCAGUCUCCAUCACUUGUCAGAGUAGCCUGCAAGCAAGUGUGCAUAAGUGAUGAAUGUGAGGCGAGGUCCUGGUCCAUGCUGAAAAAGACCCUUGGGGAAGAAUGCUUGGCUGGAAAGGUGUCUGAGCUUCGAAGAUGAGGUAUUGAUCUCUAUUGUGAAACAAUGUUUGCAUGAAACAGCUCACUAGGUCAAUGAGGGAAAGAAAAAGACUUGGAAACUUUAAAAACCUAGCACUGGUUGAAUUGAGCAUCUCAGGAACAUGUUGCCUUCCAUGGUAAAGGUCAAGCAAACAGCUACAGAAAGGCUCAUUCAGAGUGUCUGCAAUCUCAAAGUAACCUGUGGGAAUCCAUGCUCCAUACAGAAAAGAAAAACCAAAAUACAAAGCAAUGAAAUUAGAAUUUAACA